Triticum aestivum (bread wheat) is the source of this 11224-nucleotide messenger RNA. Its product is annotated as transcription factor GTE3, chloroplastic. The record is from RefSeq and is a predicted model, not a curated record. The transcript is spliced from 2 exons. Lineage: Eukaryota; Viridiplantae; Streptophyta; Magnoliopsida; Poales; Poaceae. Gene Ontology annotation, molecular function: protein binding. Bases 9713 to 10372 code for a protein of 219 amino acids.
GGGGGGGGGAGGAAGCGGAAGGCCAUCGAUCGAAGGUCGGCGAGGAGGUUGUUGAUGACGUCCCGGUCCUGGGGGCGGCUAAGCGGCCGCCAGAGCUGCAAGUAUCCACACAUUUUAAAGAUGGCGUCAGUAGCACGUCGAAGAGGCACCUUCUGUAUGACAAGCUUAUUGCGGACGGUCCAAAGCGUCCAGGCAAGGACCCCAACGCAAAGCCAUCUAAUAUGGCGGUAGCGAGGGGGGAGGCGUGAAUUUCUGCAAGCAGGUCAGGGAAGUUGGUGUUGCACCACUGGCCCCCAACCGUCUCGCGGAAACAGGACCAAAGGAACUGAGCCGUGGAGCACGAGAAGAAGAUGUGGUUAGCAUCCUCGGCCGUGCCGCAUAGGGGGCACAUCCCAUCACCAGGUCCAUUACGCUUAAGGACCUCCACGCCGGACGGGAGGCGGCCUCGCAUCCAUUGCCACAGGAAGAUCCUGAUCUUCAGGGGCAGGCGAAUGUCCCAAAUCAAACUAAAGGGCUCGGGGCCCGUCGAGGGGGCGAUGGCCGCGUAGAGUGAUUUGGUGGAGAAGCAGCCGGACGGUUCCAGACGCCAAGAGAUGGCGUCCGGGGUGUCGGCGACGUUCAUAGGGAGGAGGGCGAUGUCCUGAAGGAGGGCAUCCCAAGCGGCUACUUCAGGCGGGCCAAAGGGGCGGCGGAAAGUGAGGCGCCCUAAGUCAAUAAGGGCCGUCUCGACAGAGACACGAGGGUCAACUGCAAUGGCGAAGAGCUCCGGAAAUUGUGCGGCCAGGGGGUGUCGCCAAUCCACCGAUCAAACCAGAACAGGGUCGUGGACCCAGUACCAACCGAGAUGGAUGUGCCAAUGCGAAGCACAGGAAGCAGCUGGACGACGGCCUGCCAAAACUGGGAGCCGCCCGAGCGCUGACAGAAUGCAAGAGGCUGUCCUCGAAGGUACUUGUUCUGGAUGAUGGUGAGCCAAAGGCCUCCAUCGCCAUUGGCAAUGCGCCAGAGCCAACGGGUCAGGAGGGCAAUGUUCAUGCGUCGGGAGGACAAGAUCCCAAGACCGCCCUGGUCCUUGGGUUUGCAGAUAUCGGGCCAGCUUACCAUAUGGUACUUCUGCUUAUCCCCCUCCCCAGCCCAGAAGAAUCUGGAUUGGUAUUUGGCGAUCUCCUGAUGGAGGGUCUCAUGGAGGCUAUAGAAGCUCAUGAGGAACCAUAGAAGGCUGGCAAGCGAGGAGUUGAUAAGGAUCACACGAGCAACCUUCGACAACCAUCGCCCUUUCCAGGGCUCAACGCGGUGUUGCAUACGGGUCACCGUCGGGCGAAGAUCCGCCACGGUGAGGCGCGAGUCACUAAUGGGGAUCCCCAGGUAAGUCGUGGGGAAAGAACCCAACAGACAAUUUAGUCGGUCCGCAAUAGCCUGUGCUUCCUCCGGGGGGUACCCAAGAACCAUCACUUCGCUCUUAUCGAAGUUGAUGGUUAGGCCCGACAUCUGUUGGAAGCACAGGAGGAGGAACUUCAGGUUAGCAAUGUCUUGGACGGAACCCUCCACCAUUAUUAUGGUAUCAUCCGCAUAUUGAAGGAGGGAGACCCCUCCCCCUCUGACUAGGUGGGGGACGAUGCCGCGGAUAUGGCCAUCAUCCUUGGCCUUAUCAAGGAUGGAUGCCAGGGCAUCAACCACCAUGUUGAAUAGGAACGGCGAGAACGGGUCACCCUGACGGAUCCCACAAAGGGUGGGGAAGUAGGGCCCAGUGUCACCGUUGAUGUUCACAACGGUCUGGCCACAGGGGACAAGCUGCAUGAUGCGAGUCACCCAAUGGUCGUCAAAGCCCUUGCGAAGCAACACUUCCCGCAAGAAGGGCCAGUGGACCAUGUCGUACGCUUUGUGGAAGUCUAGCUUCAGAAAGACCGACCAAUGGCGUUUCAUCCGGACCUCGUGGAGGACUUUGUGGAAUACCAGCACACCAUCCAGAAUAAAUCGGCCUUGUAUGAAGGCGGAUUGGUUCGGAUGGGUAAUCGCGUCAGCGAGCAGGGUCACCCAUUGGCGUACCCUUUGGCCAAGAUCCGGAAUAUCACAUAUCACAUUAAUCACUGUGAUUGGACGAAACUGGCGGAUGUCGGAGGCGCCCGGGACCUUGGGGAUGAGGGUAACGAUUCCAUAGUUAAGACGCCCAAGAUCCAUGGCGCCCGAGUAGAAUUCCUCAAACAGGGCCAUGACCUUCGGGUUGAUGGUCGGCCAGAACGUUUUGAAGAACGUUACGGGCAGGCCAUCCGGCCCCGGGGCCGAGGAGGGGUUCAUCCCUUUAAUAGCCGCGAGGACCUCGUCCUCGGCAAGGGGGCCACUAAUGCCGCAUUGGCCUCAGCAGAGACCAAUUGAUCACCCGACCAAAUGUCGGGGGCGAGACUAGCCCCACCCCGAGGGGUGGGGGUAAAUAGGGCUUUAUAGAAGCCAUCUACAUGGGCACGGAUGGCCGAGGGGCGAACGAGAGGCGUGUCUCCAUCCCACUGGCAGUGGAUGGAGUUUCGACGUCGCCGGCCGUUCGCUACCGCCUGGAAAUAGGCGGUGUUGGCAUCGCCCCGAAGCACCCACCGUUGGGUACCGCGCAGUCGCCAGUAGGCCUCUUCAUCCGUGUAAAUGGUUGAGAUCUGGUCUUCAAGGUCAUAUCGCAGCAUCCAUUCAUCCGGGGAGAUCCCGGACGUGUCGGCACGGGCAUCCAGGGCUUGGAUAGCCAGCAGGAGGGCCUUUUUGCGCUCUCUAAGGUCCCGGCCAAGGUUAGCACCCCAACCCUUCAUGAAUUGGCGGGCAAGCUUGGCACAGAAGUGCCACGAGUCGACUGCAGACAUGGAGCGAUGAGGGGAAGAACGCGCGGAGAUCCAGCGAGCGACGACAACCUCCCGAAAGCCGGCCUGAUUAAGCCAGAAGAGCUCAAACCGGAAACGCGGCGGGGUGGGGGGGCGCUCGUCAGCGGUGGAGAGGAGGAGAGGGACGUGGUCAGACCCGAUCCGGGUAAUCGCACGAAGCGAAGCCAGGGGCAACAUAAUUCCCACUCCAGGGAAACUAGAACGCGGUCCAAGACAGAUUGCGUCGGGUCAACCUGACGGUUCGUCCAAGUGAACCUGGCACCCGUCCGAUCUAGCUCACGGAGACCAAGCUCCGCGAUCCAGUCGUUGAAUAACUGCAUCCCGGGGAAGUUAAUCUGGUCAUUAUUCUUCUCAUCCGGGGAUCGGAUGAGGUUAAAGUCUCCGCCCACUACAACUGGGAGGAGGGAGUUGGAGAUCUUCAGAUGUAGCUCCGCCAGGAAGGCCGGGAGCGGCGGUGGUUCGCCGGUCCAUACACAAUCACGACCUCCCAUUUGAAGUUAAGAGCACGCUCAAAGAUCUCCAUACUAACGAAGAAUUCUCCCCGGUCCAUGCCACCCACCUCAAAGGUGGCAUCCUUUACCCCUAAAAGGAUGCCACCAGAAUGGCCUGUGGUCCCACUAGAAGGGAGCCAAUGCCAGGCGAAGAGGUGGGAACUAAGACAUUCGAGCUCGUGGAGGGAGAACUCAGUGCGCAUGGUUUCCUGGAUGGCAAUGAUGUCAAUGUGUUCAUCUCGCAUGUACUCGAUGAGUUGGCGGCGACGACCAUCAUGGCCGAAGCCGCGGAUGUUCCAGAAAAGGGCCCGCAUCUAAGCCCCCAUCGGGGGGCUGCUUGACCCCAGGACACGGGAAGCGCUUUGCGCGCGGAGAGCAGCUGUGCGAGAACGGGUGCGCCCACGGAUCACCCCGUCGGCCACCGGAGGAACCCGAACCGCGGGGGUGGCGGUCGAUUCCUCGGGAGGCUGAAGCAGGCGAGCCCGAGUCUCAGCCAGCUUGCCAUCUAAGAUCUCACAAGCCCUAAUGGCCGCGAUCUGUUCUAAGGGGGGACCAACUUCCCCCCUGAAGACGAUGGCCGAGUCAGUGGCCACCUUGGCGAGGUGGCCAAGAGGAACGGCCUCCAGCGCGGAAAAGGAACAACUGGAAGAACUGGGUAGGGCGGGAUCCACACCUGACUCGAGGUUCCGGACCGCCGCCCGAAGCUCCGCACGCUCGGAGAUGGACGGAGCCGGGGAGUCCGCCGGGCGGGUCGCAUCGAGGCGGGCGCUGCGGCGGGACGCCGUCGCCGGCGUCGAGGUGGAGCGGGGCCGCCUGGCGUACGCCACCGUCGGAGGAGGGUGAGCGGAGGCCGGAGUGGUCACGACCACGGCCACCGCCGCGGUCGGUGAGGCAGGCGGGGCGAGGCGGUCGUCGCAGGCCACCGGCGGGGGAAGCGGGGCGACGAGCUCCAGGAUGUCGCCGGCCGCGUCCCCCGCGGGUGGGAGGGUCGGAGAGGGCGCGUCGAUGGGAGCGCAUCCGCCGCCACCCGUGGGGACUGGGGAGGUCAAACCAGGGGGGACGGGGGGUCCGGGCCCGACGGCGAGGGGCGAAGGCGGAGUCGGUGGAGGGAGAGCGAGGCGACGAAGGCGGCACGACGAGCAGGCCCACACUGGAGAUGUCACUGGCCGACUCCGACGGAGGCGGAGAGGGCGCGACCGGCGGGGCGGCCAGGCGGAGAGCCACCGCGAGGUCAGUGGCCGACACCCGGGUGUGCCCCGCCCCGGAACCGCCACGACCGAAGGUGGGUUGGUGGGCUCGCGGGACAGGGUGCGGGAGUGCUCCGACAAGUCCUCAUCGUCCUCAGGGUCGUCGAGCGGGAGUGGCGGGACCGCCUGUGGUGGGAAUCGUCGGCGUCAGCUGGGCCGCCCCCCAGGUGGCUGUCAUUAGAGAAGCGGGGGCGGCCGAUGUGGUUCGGAGGCUCGGGGCAGAUCUUGAGGUCGUAGCCGUCGUCGUUGAAGAAGACCCGAAUCGUGGCGCGAAGCUUGAAGGAGUCCAGGCACUUCACCUCGACCCGGACCUCCUCCUUGUGCAGAGAGAGCUCAUCGACCACCACCACCUUGCCCAGGAUCUUGGACAUACUGCGAAUGACACGCUCAAACCGGGCCACAUCUGGCAGGCCGGCGAUGAGGAGCCAAGCAGUGUCCAGAACUUCCACGGCCUUGGGAUCCCACCUCGGCUCUGAGAUGUUCACCACAAUCCCGUUGAGGGCCAAGGUGAUGUUGUUGCUACGGGUACAGAAUCCCAUGCUCAGAGCGUCGGGGAAGAUCACCGUGAAGGCGUUGGCAGCGGUGGAGGUCACCUGCCAGUCCCACUUGCACCUGCACAAGUGGUUGAGCUCGGCCUCGAUCAGCUCCGGGGUGGCGACGCCCUCGCCCACGACAGUCACGAGUGCCAGGAGCGAGGGGGAGGGAGGGGGAAUCUCCGGAACCUCGAUGUGGAAGAAGCCCAUGUCCUCGAUGCCGUGGCCGUACAUCAUGAUCUCCUCCGUCACCGGGCGGUCCGGGCAGAGAAUCGCGGGAUGCCCGGCGUCCUUGCAGAGGUAGCACAUCGGUGGGUUGGGGCAUGCCACCUGGAAGUGCCCGGUCAGGCCGCAAUUGAAGCACGGCGGACCGUCAGAGGCAGCGUUGGGGCCCGGAGGGGGAGCCGAGGCGGCGGCGGUGGAGGCGGAGGCCGGGGGGCGCGGGGGGCCCUUCUUCUUCUUCUUCUUGGCGCCCUGGCGCCCCCGGUUCCCAUUGCCGCCGUUGGAAGGUGGGAACGCAGCUUGGGUGUGCGGGGGCUGGUAGCGGCGGGCAGCCGGGGCGCUGGUGGUGGUGGAGACGGGCUGCUGACGGGGAGGGGAGGGGGAUCGGUCCCGGCGACGCGCUGGGGAGGGGGACCGCCGCCGAGAGGACAGCCUGGGCUCCCCAGCCGGCGACCUACCGCGAUCCCGCGACUCGGCCCGAGGGGACGCGCGACGAGCAGGGGAGCGGGAGCGCCGGUCGUCGCGAGCGGGGACCGGCGGGAGGGGCGGGGGGAGGAGCGGCGGGAGUCACGAGCAGGGGACCGCCGGGCCGGGCGGGAGGAGAGCUGCUGCCGGAGGUCAGCCUCCCGCCGGAGACCAUCGGGGGAGGUCCGAGGAGGAUCGCGGCGGUCGUCCGCACGGCGUUUGGGGCGGCCCGCGUCGUCGCCCCAUUCCCGGGUCAUGGCCGGCGGGGGAGGAGGGGGGGACGCGAGGGAGCCGGGGUCGCCUGUGAGCAGAAGGCAGCGAGGGUCGGCGGGAGGCGUGUCGGGGAGGGGAGCGGGCGGCGCGGGGUUGGGGGAUGGUUGACGAGGAAACCCUAACGGGGGCCAGAUGUAGCGUUGGACCGGGCCAGCGCCCACCGGUGGGCGUGGCUGGGCCGCGGGGGGCGGGACCGGCCCGGUGGACCGGCCCACAGCAUGACCAAAGGCCCGUACUCCACUGGGCGUCCCGGCGGCCACCGCCCCCGGGGUGGGUCCAACAGCAAGGCCCAUGGGCUGGCCCAGGACCACCGCGGUCCGGUACGAUCGUCCCGGGGAGACCAAGCGGGGGGCAAGGGUUUCCCCGAGCGCCGCCGCAGUGGCCGCCGGCGGGGAAGGACGGGAGCGGCGAGGCCAGGACGGGGCGCGCGGGGCUCCAGGAGGCGGGGGAACGGAGGUGCCAAACGCAGAAAUGAAGGGCCGGAAGGGGGAGCGUCGGGAGAUCACAGCGGAGAGCUCGGACGAGAGCGCCGGCGACGAGCGGGCCGGAGCGGAGGAUGACGAAGCCGGGGCCGCGGCCUUCCAGGAGGAGCGUGCGAGGCCGCGAUCGGCGCGGCCCGCGACACCCCAUCCGCCAGCACGGCGUCUCCGAGGGGGAGCCCCGGACCCCAAGGUAGCACCUUUCGCCCCCACCGGCGUAGACACGCCCGAAGGCCGGCGCCGGCGCCGGGCUGACCCGCGGGCGGCCGAACUCCCACCCCUGGGAGUAGGGCCACCGGCAGAAUCGAGCAGAGGCAGCCGGGGCGGGGCCUUGGGGGGAACGCGGUCCCGGCACACGACGGGCCGCCCCGCGGCGACGUCGUUGGCCUCGGCGAGGUCUGCCCAGACGACGCGCGACGAGCCAGCAGGGGGAGUCGGAGCUAUCCAUCCGUUCAAAGACACUCUUCCAGAAAAAGAAUUCAAGGAACUCCGCAGCUCCGAAUACAGAGGUGAGAAAUCGAAUCAAUCGAGCAGCGCUCUGGUGAUCUAUUCAUCUACAUGUUCUGAUCUGCAUGUAUUCCCUGUUUUUCCUCUGCUGGUUCAGCUUUGUUAAACUUAUAGCAGAUAUAAAAUACCUGUAUAUAUGCUUAGAACAAGCAAAAUUAGCACUCUCUAUCUUGAGUUGUCAGUUUGAUUUACAUACACAUGUCACUCGACUAUGCAUCAUCAAGCAGAAUGUUUAUGUGUGUUGCCAGUAACAAAUUGUAUCAAAUCUUGUGUUAAAACAAUACUAUCAAAUUAACUUUCCAACCAGGAUUUCAAGAAAAAAAUUGUGUGCUGGAGCAAGAAAGGGAACAUGGUAAGGAGUGUGCCUAGAAGAGUUUCUCUGUUCUCUUCCUAUUGGUUGCCAUAUGCAGCUUGCGGGUCUCAACUUAAUAAAUACAUCAACCGCGUACCGAAGGAAAAACUCAUUACAUGAAUUCUGAGUAGGUAUUUUCAGUCUUUCGCAAUGUAGUUUAUUUAUUUUUCUCUGCACCAUGAUGUGCUGAUAAAAUUUGGAUAAUCAAUCAAAUUUCCAGUGAUGAUGCCCUAGCUGAUCAUGCUUCUUUACCACAAUCAUUUUCCUGACAGUAGUUGUGCAUGCAGUACAUGUUUUCAGUUGAGCGAGCCCUCUUUUAGUUAGAGAUCAAAAUUCAAGCCUGACAUGGCAUAUGAAUGCUCCCAGUUUAGCAAAAGCCGUGAUCUUUCCAACUUUGAGAGUUGAAGGAAAUCUCCGGAUAAAAAAUUGAAGAAUUCAUAUAGCACAGUACAGGGUGAGCAUCCACAUGACAGUUCUAAAGUUGUUUUUAUCAUAUGGAAGUUCAUAAGUUGUGAUAAGAAUAAAAAUGCAAAGUUCCAAAAACUUAUGUUUCCAGCAUGAUGGCUCCCCUGUUUCUAUGGUAAUCUUUUUCAAAUAUUCUGAUCAUGGUCCUCUAAGCAUUCCUGGUUUGUCACUUGAGCCUGAGCCGUGGGUCGCAGAUCCAACGAACAUUGAUGAAAUCCAUAGAAAAAGCUUAGCUAACUCUUCAUAACAAAUGGACUGAGUUAGUGCGCGCACUCACCGGCCGGUGCUUCUCAUAGUUUUUUUAACAUGCUAUAGCAGCUAUACAAUAUCAGAUUUAUGGAAACAUAUUUCAGAAUUGGUAAUUGGUGUGUUCUAUUCUCCUUUCCUUGGAUAUUUCUUAUUCUGUUUUAGAAUUAUUAUUUUUCGUCCGCACUUUCAAGUAUUUAUGCCUGGGGUCUUUCAUUCUACAGCUGAACAAUUAUAUCUCAAAAUAGCUUGCGUCCCCUAUAUUUGAUCCUUCUGCCCUCUUUUAAAUUCAACCUCUAAUUGACAUCUUCUUUCGUUGUUGUUGUAUACACGAGUGUGUACCAAAUUAUACAAAUGAAAUAUUGUGGAACAGGCAUAUUCAAAACUGUUUUUUGAAGUUAAAUAUCUCAUGUGAGAAGCCUAGAUAUAAGAAAUAUGGGUGUAAGGCGAUUGUUUUGAGGUGUCAAUGCAACUUACAGUACAUGGAUCUGGUUAGAACUUUGAUACUUCUUGCUUUGGUAUGCUGCUACGGUAGCUCAAUACCGAUGAAACAGAAGGAUUGGUCAUGUCACCAAAUGGGUACCACACACAUAUAGAUUGUUGCUUGCUCUCACGGUCCAUGUCAUCCUCGAUCCAUGUUGGUAUGCAUCCUCUCCCUUUCCUUUCCUCUCUACUAAGUUGUCUCUCCUUUUCCUUUAAUUAUUCAUGUGAUCUUUCUUGCUCUGAGAAGCCCUUCAUGAUGCACAGAAGGAUUCAGUUUCUGAAUUCUAAUCAACAGGUUUCAGUCGUCUAUUGCAAAAAUGUUCUAUGCAUAUUAUGUGAGUUAAAGGGUCAACCAAAUGAUCAUAUAUGUAUUUAUAUAGAAUCAUAUCUAUCUAUUGGCAGUCAUGUCUGAUGCAUACGUCUUUGCUGAUUAAAAAAUAUGCACAAAGACCUACGUGAAAUAGUUUGAUAAACAAAAAAUACUGCUCGACCGAUUUCUUCCUCUUAUUCACUGUUCCAUUUUAUAACACAAAGCGCUCACAUGGGCUCUCUUGGGCGCGGCGUGUCGCCGCGCCUCUGCCUGCUAGUCAGGAUUAAUUGUUGCUAUCUAGAGUAUUUAUUGAAAGACGUGUGAUCAGAGAAAAUGAGCUCUAAUCCUAGAGUAAUUAUGGGGAGCACUCUUGAAAGCAUCGAUGGUAAAGGAUGUUUAAUUUGAAAACCCCAAGAGAUGGGUGGUAAUUUGAGGAAGUAAAUCUGACGGUCAACGAUGACUUGAUCCAAGGGCCAUGCACCGGUGUCAUUCCUAGCGGUCUCCUAUAAAAGGGGUACGGCAUCCGGAUCUGACCCAAAUUGACUCGGGCAGUAGUAGGGGUGGUGAAACUUUAGAUGUCAAAUGCCACCAAUUUUUCUGCUCAAGUUAGGGGAUCCAAUAAAAAGGGACUACAUUCCAAUCCUACUUACCAGAAUAAAUAGUUGUAUGGCAUUCGAACCCCACCUUCAUGGUUGUAUUCUAAUUAGCUGGAAAUGUAUGACCUAAGCUUCUCAACAGGCAUUCACUCAACAGCCCCCCCCCACAAAUCAUCUCGGCCGCCCCUAUGCCAUCCCAAAGCAGCCCGGCCGGAGCGCCGCCCGGUUUCCCUAAACCUAUGUGCUACCCUGCCGCCGCCGAUCUUCCCCGUGCCCUCGAACGCUGCCGCAUGCUGCUGGACAGGCUGCUGCAACAUGAGGACGGGUGGGUGUUCGCCAAGCCGGUGGAUACAUACAAACUCGGACUCCGCGACUACCACUCCAUCAUCGCUGAACCCAUGGAUCUCGGCACUGUCAGCCGCCGCCUUGAAUUGCGUCGCUACCCGAACCUGCUCUGCUUUGCCAAGGAUGUCCGGCGUACCUUCAGCAACGCCAUGACCUACAACAACAAGGGAGACGAUGUGUAUGAGAGUGCUGCUAAGCUCUCUCGCAUCUUCGAGUCAGGGUGGGUCUCCAUUUUGGCGGCGCUCCCGUCGCCGCCGCCGGUCGCCGUGCGCAGGGCAAGGCUCAAGGAUGAGCUGCCGCGGCUGCCGGUGGACUUGCAGGAGAAAGCGGCCAUCAUUAUGAAAGACAUAGGCGGGUGGAUCCAGGAGGUGGAUGGGAGGGUUGAGGUGGAUUUGGACAAGGCCGACGAGGCGACUCUUGACAAGCUCGAGUGGCUGCUCGCUCUCGCCACCAUGAGGAAGUAUGAUGAUUUCAAGUUUUCAACCAUAGUCACUGGGACCUGAAGCCACUACCUCUGGUACACAUCAGAGAGCUCCCAAAUAUACUUGGAUUAGAAUAAAAUUGUUAUCUGACUUGAGAAUAAAGAGCUUCAUUGCUGGGCCAUUGACCUGGAUUAACCGGCUUCGCAACCACAUCCCGAAGAACACUAAGUCUCUAGUAAUCUCAUCAACUUCCAAUGGUUGUACAUUUUGAACGGAGGGAGGUUUUGACAUAAUGUUUCACUUCAAAAUACUAAUAUUGCUGAUUAUAGUCUGUUACAUUUUAAACUGAGAGUUUGUGGAUGUCUACCUUGUUACUCACUUGUGUUUUGAGUAGUCAUGAUCACUACUCUAGUUGAUUUGGCAUUUUGAGGCUUGAAAAUCUGCUUCUUUUUUUUACGCACUGAUGGAAAGGAAUCUACCACAAAUACUACUCCAUCCGAUCCAAAAUAAGUGUUGUGGUUUUAUUUCAGAACUAAAACCCGAACUAAAACCACGGCACUUAUUUUGGAUCGGGGGAGUAGUUUGUAGUCAUAUUAUUCAUGGGGAGUUGCUCCAUGUCUGCUACUCGCAUUUACAACUGCUGUUAGGAUGCUUUGAAGCAUCAAUCAUAGUAAUUUUUGUAUUCCUUGAGAUUGUGAAUCUUAUGCCUAGAUUUCUUUGUUCUCCUUUUGUGAAGUGUUUUCCUGAUAGUUGACACUUUUGACAUGAUCAUAUCUUUCCUUCUAGUUGUAAUGUUUUCCUGGACAUCACACCUACAACUAUUGCUAGGAUGUUUUGAAGGAGUAUAAAUGCUGACACUUUUGACAUGAUCAUAUCUUUACUUCUAGUUGUAAUAUUUUGUUUUGCCUUGGAUCACGAUGUUGCCCUUUUUGG